Messenger RNA from Pyrenophora tritici-repentis Pt-1C-BFP, 483 nucleotides. Lineage: Eukaryota; Fungi; Ascomycota; Dothideomycetes; Pleosporales; Pleosporaceae. The record is from RefSeq and is a predicted model, not a curated record.
AUGGCAGCACGUACUGUCCCACAAGAUCCUGGAUCUGCUCCUCCGAAUUUAUCUACAGCCCUGAGUUAUUCACCAGUCCAAAUAGAACAUCCCACUGGCAACGGUCAAGGCAUGCCGAAUAUCGUAUCUGGAGCUACUCCAACAGAUCAGCCGGGCAAUACGUUCGCUACUUCACCGUACCAGCAAACCCAGGCUGUGAGUAACCUAAGACCAAACACGACCUUCUUUAUACCACAGCAGCAAUAUAUGACUAUGCCUCAUUCUUAUUAUAUGUACCCUUCAGAUCCAUACACAACAGCACCAGCUUCGUAUUUGAUGGCACCAGCUCCGUACGCAACAGCACCAGCUCCGUACGCAACAGCGCCAGCUCCUAUCAGCUCCGCAUAUAACGGCACCGGACCCAAACACAGGCUUCUCUCCUACACCGAAGCGACGACGAAGAAGAAGGCGGAGGAGAGCACCCAAAGCUCAAGAAGCGGUUGA